AUUUCACCAUCAAUUGCGUGAAUCGAAACGCAGCGCUUAAAAACCAAAAACAAGCAGUUGGCGGUGGUGGUGUCGAAAGAUUUGACUUUUUGACGUAAAUUAUUCGUGUAGUAAAUAUGGCUGACGAACUCAAUGUUGACAGUCUAAUUCACAGACUUUUAGAAGUUCGAGGAUGCAGGCCUGGCAAGACUGUGCAGAUGUCGGAGUCAGAGGUACGAGGCCUAUGCACCAAGUCCAGAGAGAUAUUCCUGCAACAGCCUAUACUACUGGAAUUGGAAGCACCACUCAAAAUUUGUGGUGAUAUACAUGGUCAGUACACGGAUUUACUACGUCUGUUCGAAUAUGGCGGCUUCCCUCCCGAAGCUAACUAUCUAUUCCUGGGUGACUACGUGGAUCGCGGCAAGCAAUCCCUGGAGACGAUUUGCCUUCUGCUCGCUUACAAAAUCAAGUAUCCUGAGAACUUCUUCCUUCUCAGAGGCAAUCAUGAGUGUGCUAGCAUAAAUCGCAUUUAUGGUUUCUACGACGAAUGCAAACGCCGAUACAAUAUCAAGCUGUGGAAGACAUUCACAGAUUGCUUCAAUUGCUUGCCAAUAGCAGCUAUCAUUGAUGAAAAGAUUUUCUGCUGCCAUGGUGGCCUCUCUCCGGAUCUACAAGGCAUGGAGCAAAUCAGGCGAAUAAUGAGACCCACUGAUGUUCCCGACACAGGGCUGCUCUGCGACCUAUUAUGGUCAGAUCCAGACAAAGACGUACAGGGUUGGGGUGAGAAUGACCGCGGCGUGUCCUUCACGUUCGGUCCCGAUGUCGUCAGUAAAUUCCUCAACAGACAUGAUCUGGAUCUGAUUUGUCGGGCUCACCAGGUAGUGGAAGAUGGAUACGAAUUCUUUGCAAAGCGACAACUGGUGACACUCUUUUCUGCGCCCAACUACUGUGGAGAGUUUGACAAUGCGGGUGGCAUGAUGUCUGUUGAUGAAACACUCAUGUGUUCUUUCCAGAUACUGAAACCAUCUGAGAAGAAAGCAAAAUACCAGUACAAUGGCAUAAACAGUGGGAGGCCGGCCACACCUCAACGAUCACCACCUAAGAAGAAAUAACUGACGUUUGGGAUCCAGUGUGCUGCACAGUGAGAGGAAUGCUACAAAUAAUUAAUUAUAUCAUGUAUUAUAAUUAUUAUGUUUAGUAUGGUCAUUAGACAUAGCCGAAUAAUAAUAUGUCGCGUAUUGUUAAAAUUUAUUUAUCGAUUUGCUUGUGCCUUCUUAUUUUUAAUUUAUAUUAUUAAUGUGAGUGAUAUUAAUUUAUGAGUUUAGUUCUACAGAUUGUAUUGAGCUGACAUUAUAUAUUCGGCGAUGCCUCGGUGACUAUUGCUUUUUCGAUCCCUGAUUAUAAGGCAGCCUUUGAAGUGGUAUUGUAUCCUGUUGUGUUAUUGUAACAUGUUGAUGUUGUAGUAAAUUGUUUCGUUAAUUUUAAAAUGUUUGAGGUGGCAAGCGAUCUUAAAGAUGCGGGCAUUGGAGACGAAAGCGUCGUUACAUUUCAUAUUAACUAUUUAUUAAGUUGUAGUGGAUCGAAAGCACAUUCGCUUGGUUAAUUCUGUAACUAAUGUGCCUAUAAAUGUAAAUUAUAUAUAGGUCUUGAGUAAGUGACGAUAAUUGGUUAAUUUGAAAUUUCUAGUUUUAUCGGAUUAGGCAAAAAUAAAUUAAUAUGAAUGAUCGUCCAUGGAACUGUCCUCUGAUUAUUAUUUUAGUGAAUGAUAUUUUGUUUUCUCUAUAAUCCUAUUGUGGAGCUGGCCUAAGACAUGAUAUUAACCUUCACCUCGUCAUAGCAAUAAGUGUUUUUCUGUUCUAGGACUCCAUUGCAAUCACUUAUGUGUUAAGAGGGAGUGAAGUACCCAGUGAAAUUAUCUUUAUUUUGCACUCAGUAUUAUUCUUACCGAUUAAGUAGAUGUUUCAAAAUUCGAUGAUGUUCAACAUGAUCUCCCUUAUCUGAGGCUUUCACUUCAAACUUUACGGUUAAGUCUCAAAAUGAAUUGAUAUAAUUUAUAAAAUGUGGUAGAAGCAGUGUAGUCCUCGCAACAAUAGUGCAAUUGCUGUAUUAUUACUGUUAUAUUAUAAAAAUUAUAUGCAGGUUUUGCAUUGUACAAUUUUAUUUUUUAGCUAUGUAUGAUUUUUCAUUAAUAAAUAUCACUAUUUAAACUAAGAGGUUUAUUUUUAUUUUAUUUUCAGUUUGGUUUGCAUUUACAAAUGUAUUUUUGUUUAAAACUAACAUUUUAUGUAUUUACUAAGAGAGUAAAUGUGACUUAAUCUAUAUCAUACUUUUACAUUACUUGAUGCUUUUUAAAUUUGUUGUUCAUAGAUUGCUAUAAAGUGUAUUUCUGUUCUUAUUUUAACUCUAUACUGUAAAAUAAUUAUUAGCUGGUACA
Messenger RNA from Spodoptera exigua (beet armyworm), 2413 nucleotides. The record is from the annotation of a GenBank genome assembly. Lineage: Eukaryota; Metazoa; Arthropoda; Insecta; Lepidoptera; Noctuidae.